This is a messenger RNA of Didymodactylos carnosus, 2361 nucleotides long. Lineage: Eukaryota; Metazoa; Rotifera; Eurotatoria; Philodinida; Philodinidae. The record is from the annotation of a GenBank genome assembly.
AUGGGACAUAAAAGUACAAAGUCUAGCAGUGGUACUUGCUGUAAGACACCAUAUUUAAACUACUUGGUUGCUGCCACAUAUUUGACUCGAACAGCAGCACCAAAUAAUGUAGAAACAACACCUGCGAGCGAUCAGCUUACCAUUGUUGAACAACCUCGUCAAACAACUAAUGAUGAAGGAGAGUACGAAGUAAAACAAGAUCGAAAUUUAGAAAAUUUAUUAAUCGUUUGGCUCGAUGCAAAUAUUGAUAAGACUGAAGAUAAUUUGUUACUAAAAACAAAAUUACGUUCUGUUAUUAAUUAUUUAAAAAUGUUUGACAAUACGGCAGAAUGUGUCUCGUUUAUAACAACUAUUAGAGAAGAAAAAGUAUUUUUGAUUGUUUCUGGAUCAUUGAGUGAGGAAACCAUUCCUCGUAUUCAUUUAAUGCCACAACUAGAAUCCAUUUACAUAUUUUGUCACGACAAAUGGAAACACGAAACCUGGUCCGAAGAAUACGAAAAAGUUCGUGCAGUUUUUGUUAAUAUUGAUGACAUUUUUGAUCAAUUAAAACGAGAUGUUCAACUAUGUUCAAAUAACUUAGUGUCAAUGGAUGUUAUUAGUACUAGUACAACUGUACCUACUGACGAAUCAACAACCACAAGAAAUAAAUUAGAGGCUUUGUUUUUAUGGUCAAAAGUAUUAGUUGAUAUUUUGAUGCAAAUGGAUGAUGAAGAACAAGCGAAAUCGGAAUUUAUCAAAGAAUGUUAUCUACAAUAUGCUGGUAAUCUGACUGAAUUAAAAAUUAUUGAGGAAUUUCAACAAAAUUAUUUACCGGAUAAAACACAUAACCGUUCAAGAGUCUGUUUUCAGUCGAGUCAAGCUAUUACAUGGUAUACACGUGAUUGCUUUCUCUACCGAAUGUUAAACAAAGCAUUGAGAGCACAAGAUGUUGAUGUUCUAUAUAAACUUAGAUUUUUCAUAUCGGACCUUCAUCGUCAAGUGGAACAUUUUCGUUCAGAAUCAUUAAGAAAUAAGACAAUGAAAUCACGAUUAGUUUAUCGCGGUAAUCGUAUGCCUUCAGAGGAAUUUGAAAAACUGAAACAAAAUAUUGGUGGUCUGUUAUCAUUCAAUCAUUUCUUGUCGACAAGUACUGACAGGAAAGUAGCCCUUGCAUUUGCGUCAAAAUCACUAAAUCGUCCCGGUAUUGAAACAGUUUUAUUUGAAAUAGAAGUCGAUAUAGAGAUCAAUAAAAGUCCAUUUGUUAAUAUUGAAAAAUUAAGUUAUUUUAAAACAGAAAAAGAAAUUCUAUUUUCAAUCGGUACCGUUUUUAGAAUUAAGGCUGUUAAAAGACUGAGUAAUGAUAUGUGGAAUGUUCGAUUAAGACUGACUGAUGAAGAAGAUGAACAUUUGAAAAUCUUAAUGGAAAAUAUAAAAGAAGAAAUUGGUGGCGAAGUAGAUUGUUUAUUACGAUUGGGAAAUUUAAUGACGAUUAUGGGUGCAUUUAAAAAAGCAUUAAAAUUUUAUGAAAUAUUAUUGCUUAAAAACGAUGCUUCAUCGAAAAAUAAUAGUGUACUUUACAAUCAAAUUGGCAAUGCAUUCUUGCAUGAAGCCGACUCUAAACAUGCAUUAGAAUAUUUCAGCAAAGCAACAGAAAUUGAAUUAAAUAGUUCGGUUGCGCCUAACUGGUUAGCGCUUGCCACUAUAUAUGCUAAUAUAGCGACACUUUAUAGCAAUCAUGGAAAUUAUAACUAUUCUGAAGCGCUACGAUUUUAUCGCGGGGCACUUGAAAUUAGACUUAGUUUUCUUCCGUUGAAUCAUCCAGACAAUGCAACGAUAUACAAUAAUAUAGGUUUUGUACAUAUUAAACAAAAAGAACAUUCAGAAGCAUUGGAAAACCUUCAAAAUGCUCUUAAGAUCCAAUUACAUAUUCUACCUGAAAAUCAUCCAUCACUUGCUAUAACCUACAACAAUAUAGGUUCAGUUUAUACGGAUCUAGGUCAAUAUUCAGAAGCCGAACAAAACUAUAUGAAAGCAUUGAACAUUUAUGCAGAUGUUCUUGAACCGAAUCAUCCAAGUCUUGCUUUAACAUACAACAAUAUAGCGUCAGUUUACAUUAAUCGCGGUCAAUAUUCAGAAGCAUUACAAUAUUUUCAGAAGACACUUGUAACUCAAUUAAAUACGUUUUCUCCCGGUCAUCCAGAACUUGCCACAACUUAUCAUAACAUAUCCAUAGCACAUUCGAGAUUAGAAAAUCACUUAGAUGCGUUAGAAAAUACUCAAAAAGCACUUGAAAUUCAAUUGAAAUUACUAGGAUCUGAUUGUGAUGAUCAUCCGUCACUUAUUCCAAUGUAUAUAAUACUGCUUUUCAAUAUGCUAAGUUAA